This is a messenger RNA of Eruca vesicaria subsp. sativa (arugula), 1590 nucleotides long. The record is from the annotation of a GenBank genome assembly. NCBI's taxonomy places the organism in Eukaryota, Viridiplantae, Streptophyta, Magnoliopsida, Brassicales, Brassicaceae.
UCUAGAGGAGGGUGUUAUCACCAACAUCGAACAAAGAAGAGUGAAGAAAAUGGGAGAUGAAGCAAAAGCAAACGUGUUAGUCUUCUCGUUUCCUAUCCAAGGACACAUAAACCCUCUCCUCCAAUUCUCAAAACGUCUUAUCUCCAAAAACGUCACCGUCACAUUCCUCACCACUUCCUCCACUCACAACAACAUCAUCCGCCGUGCCAUCGCCGGAGGAGCCACCUCUCUUCCACUCUCUUUUGUCCCCCUAGACGAUGGCUUCGAGGAAGGCCAUCCAUCAACCGACUCCUCUCCCGAGUACUUCGCAAAGCUCCAAGAAAACGUCUCUCGGAGCCUCUCUCAACUCAUCUCCUCCAUGGAACCCAAACCAAACGCCGUCGUAUACGAUUCCUGUAUGCCUUGGAUUCUCGACGUUUGCCGGGAACAUCCUGGUGUCGCUGCGGCGUCGUUUUUCACUCAGUGCUCCAUCGUGAACGCGAUUUAUGUUCAUUUCAGUCGUGGAGCGUUUAAGGAGUUUGAAGACGACGUAGUCUUGCCUGCGAUGCCUCCUUUGAAGGGUAGUGAUUUGCCUGUGUUUCUUUACGACAAUAAUCUUUGUCGGCCGUUGUUUGAGCUCCUCUGUAGCCAGUUUGUGAAUGUUGACCACAUUGACUUCUUCUUGGUUAACUCUUUCGACGAACUCGAAAUUGAGGUGUUAGAAUGGAUGAAGAAACAAUGGCCGGUCAAGAAUAUAGGACCAAUGAUUCCAUCAAUGUACUUAGACAAACGACUAUCAGGCGACAAAGACUAUGGACUCAGCCUCUUUAGUGCUCAAAAUGAAUGCCUUGAUUGGCUUAACUCAAAGCCGGCUGGGUCAGUGAUCUACGUCUCUUUCGGAAGCCUAGCAGUUUUAAAAGACGCUCAAAUGAUUGAAGUCGCAGCUGGUCUAAAACAAACCAGCCAUAAUUUCUUAUGGGUGGUUAGAGAAACAGAGACAAAGAAGCUCCCAAGCAAUUACAUUGAGGAAAUUGGUGAGAAAGGACUAAUAGUGAAGUGGAGUCCACAAUUACAAGUUCUUGCACAUAAAUCUAUUGGUUGUUUCAUGACACAUUGCGGUUGGAAUUCAACCUUAGAGGCGUUGAGCUUAGGAGUGGCUCUGAUUGGAAUGCCGGCUUAUAGCGACCAGCCGACAAAUGCUAAGUUUAUAGAGGAUGUGUGGAAGGUUGGGGUUAGGGUAAAGGCAGAUAAAGAUGGGUUUGUGACGAAGGAAGAGAUUGUAAGAUGUGUUGGAGAAGUUAUGGAAGAGAUGUCAGAGAAAGGGAAAGAGAUUAGGAAGAAUGCUUUGAGAUUGAUGGAGUUUGCAAAAGAAGCUUUGUCUGAAGGGGGAAAAUCUGAUAAAAGUAUUGAUGAGUUUGUGGCUAAAAUUGCUAAGUAAUCUGAUCGUAUCGAUAUGCGAGACUUGACAAUGUGUUUUGAAAAAAAAUAAAAUAAAACAUAAUGUUGUUUGGGUUUUAGAAAACUAAGAAUUUUAUAAUAUAAUUUCUGUGUUUUUGGUUUGUAUUUGCUUAUGAACACACUUUGAAAAUGAUUGGGGAUAUGAGAAAUUUU